AUGACGACUCGCAAAAGAAACGAAUUCCUAGACAUCGUCUCCGACGACGAUGAGGGCAGUGACCGCGGCUACGACUCUGAGGCCGCGGAGGAGAGCAAAGGUCGAUUGGCGAAGCGACGCAAGACACACACGCGUGCAGACGAUCUCAGCGACGAGGGAUCAGAUAUCGGCAGCUCAGAGUCAGAAGAUGAGUCGAAGACCAGGCCCAAGGGCAAACCAAAGUCCAAGUCCCAAACAGCGGAACGCAGCAAUGACAGCGACGACGAAGACGAAGACGGGGAGAGAAUGCAAGUAGAUCAGUACCUCGACGCAAAGACCACACACUCACCCUCACAAUCACGAUCGCAAUCACCAUCCACAUCCAGCGUCAACUCCAAACCGACAAAACUGAAGAAGAAACCCCUCGAUAAAAUCCGCCCGCCCAAGAAGAACAAAACAGGCGUCAUCUACCUCUCCUCUCUCCCUCCGUACCUUAAACCCUUCGCUCUGAAAUCCAUGCUUGAAACCCGCGGCUUCGGACCCAUCACCAAGGUCUUCUUGACACCAGAGGUCCCAUCGGCCUCCGCCCCUCGCCGACGAUCCAACAAGCGGAAAUCCUACGCUGACGGCUGGGUGGAAUUCGCCUCGAAGAAGACGGCGAAGAUCUGCGCGGAGACGCUGAAUGCGACCAUCGUCGGCGGGAAGAAGGGCGGGUGGUACCAUGAUGAUGUGUGGAACAUGAAGUAUCUGAAGGGCUUCAAGUGGGCGGAUCUCAUGGAGCAGGUGCAGCGGGAGAGGUCGGAGAGGGAGGCGAAGAGGCGGAUUGAGGAUACAAGGGCCCGGAAGGAAGAUAAGGUGUUCUUGCAGGGUGUGGAGCAGGGUAAGGUUCUGCAGGGGAUCCAGAAGAAGAACGAGGAGAAGAAAAAGAAGAAAGGGGAGACGGGGGCCGGUGAGGGUGAGGCGGCUGCUGAUGCGGCUGCGGCUGCAGCUGACCUCAAGGUCCGCAGGCUGUUCAAACAGAACGAGGUCAAGAUGGGACGGGAUAAGGUCAAGGAUAUCUCUACGUUGGAAGAUGAUGCGAAGCGCGUGCUGAGUAAAAUCUUCUAA
Messenger RNA from Aspergillus viridinutans, 1086 nucleotides. RefSeq names its product RNA-binding ATPase activator ESF2. The transcript has a single exon. Gene Ontology annotation, molecular function: RNA binding. The record is from RefSeq and is a predicted model, not a curated record. Bases 1 to 1086 code for a protein of 361 amino acids. Gene Ontology annotation, cellular component: nucleolus. NCBI's taxonomy places the organism in Eukaryota, Fungi, Ascomycota, Eurotiomycetes, Eurotiales, Aspergillaceae. Gene Ontology annotation, biological process: endonucleolytic cleavage in 5'-ETS of tricistronic rRNA transcript (SSU-rRNA, 5.8S rRNA, LSU-rRNA); small-subunit processome assembly; endonucleolytic cleavage to generate mature 5'-end of SSU-rRNA from (SSU-rRNA, 5.8S rRNA, LSU-rRNA).